CCACGCAUGCGCAAGCUUUGUUUGCGGAAGUGAAGCAGUGAGGCAGGAAUCCGGCGUUGGACCCUACACCAAAUGCUCAGGCACGUCUUCUUGACAGGACCGCCAGUUGGCUGGCAACCAGUUCAGGGCGUACCCUUCCUCCCGUGACCCUCGUGUGGACAACCGACUAAGAAAAUGGGUGUGGGUAAAACCACGUUGGUCCACAAGGCAUGUGAUGCACUGCAGUCCUCGGGCCAGGCGGUAGAAGGCUUUUACACGGAAGAGGUCAGGGAAGGAGGCCGCAGAGUGGGGUUUGAUGUGGUCACAGUGAGCGGAGAAAGAGGCCACCUGUCUAGAAUAAGAGACAUUGGGGGUGACUCUCUCAGCAGGCAGGAGUAUACAGUUGGGCAAUAUGUUGUGGAUUUACCUUCAUUUGAACGCCUGGCCCUCCCCCUCUUCAAAAAGGUGGGCUUGCAAGACGGGACCGUCAAGAAGGUCUUUGUCCUUGACGAGAUUGGCAAAAUGGAACUCUUUAGCCAGCCGUUCAUCAGGGCGGUGAGACAGACGUUAGACUGCCCUUCCUGCACCAUCUUGGGCACCAUCCCCAUCCCCAAGGGGAAACCGCUUCGUCUGGUAGAAGAUGUGCGAACUAGGAGCGAUAUCAGGGUCUUCACUGUGUCUAAGGAAAACAGAAAUGCCAUUCUGCAAGAUAUUCUAUCAGCACUUCAGGAGUGUUUAAAAUAACACUGCUAGCACAAGGAUAACAACCCUAGAGAGGUAAACAUGUGAUUAAAUUCAAUUGACGCCUUAUUUUCUUGUUGAAGUAGGCAUCUCGAUCAUACAACAUGGCUGUGACGCGACCACCCAUCCGCUCAAUGAGCACACGUUCUACGUUUUGCUUUGUGCCUGCUCAAAAUGGAUUCUGUGCUGAAUAAUUGAAGGCUCACAUAGCAGGUUACCUUGUGUUGUCAAACUGUUAGUCUUCAAAACUCUGUGCAAUGAUUUAUAUUUUUCCCGAGUAAAGACAUUGAGUCGAUCUCUUCAGAUCAUCUUGAGGAAGUGCUCUUGAAAGUCCAAUCAAAGGACUGUACUGUAUUUUGUCAUUUAUAUUUUAUUUGUAGAAUACCAUGAAAAAUAAAUAUUUUUGUUCUCA
Syngnathoides biaculeatus (alligator pipefish) is the source of this 1132-nucleotide messenger RNA. It is a transcript of the gene ntpcr, whose product is annotated as nucleoside-triphosphatase, cancer-related. The record is from RefSeq and is a predicted model, not a curated record. The transcript has 6 exons. The coding region runs from base 175 to 723 and encodes 182 amino acids. Lineage: Eukaryota; Metazoa; Chordata; Actinopteri; Syngnathiformes; Syngnathidae. Gene Ontology annotation, molecular function: ATP hydrolysis activity.